AUGACCACAUCCCUGCGCCCAAGCCUCAGAUGGCUGCAACCACUCCUCAAAACAAAGCCCACCACAACACUCCAACUCCAACGCCAAUUCCUCCCUCGCUUUACAAGCGCGCCAUCACGAACAUACACAACAGCACCCUUCAGGCAACCCCGCACCCCCUUCCGCACCCUCCCAAACCGACGCUUCAACUCCAAUUUCUCCGGAGCUGGAGCUAGCUCGAAAGCCAAAGCAGAGGAAACCCUCACCCUCUCACAACGCCUAAAGAAACUAUCCCGCGAAUACGGCUGGGCUGCGCUGGGCGUGUAUCUUGGAUUAUCCGCGCUUGACUUCCCGUUCUGUUUUGCAGCUGUGCGCUUGCUAGGCGUUGAGCGGAUUGGAUAUUAUGAGCAUGUUGUUGUUUCGUUUGUGAAGGAUUCAUUGAAGAGUGUUUGGCCGGGGAAGAUGGGGGGUGGGGAGGAGGAUGGACAGGGGCAGCUUGCGCAGGCUGAGGAGAGGAAUCAGGAAGAAGCUAGUAUUUGGACACAAUUGGUCUUCGCAUAUGCGAUCCAUAAGAGCUUCAUUUUCAUUCGUGUUCCGUUGACUGCUGCGGUUACGCCGAAGGUUGUCAAGAUACUGCGUGGUUGGGGUUGGGAUAUUGGGAAGCGCAAGCCGAAGAGUACGUGA
Penicillium bovifimosum is the source of this 663-nucleotide messenger RNA. RefSeq lists its product as uncharacterized. The record is from RefSeq and is a predicted model, not a curated record. Lineage: Eukaryota; Fungi; Ascomycota; Eurotiomycetes; Eurotiales; Aspergillaceae. Gene Ontology annotation, cellular component: mitochondrion. The coding region runs from base 1 to 663 and encodes 220 amino acids. The transcript is spliced from 2 exons.